Messenger RNA from Pterocles gutturalis (yellow-throated sandgrouse), 643 nucleotides. It is a transcript of the gene PCTP, whose product is annotated as phosphatidylcholine transfer protein. The transcript has 5 exons. The record is from RefSeq and is a predicted model, not a curated record. NCBI's taxonomy places the organism in Eukaryota, Metazoa, Chordata, Aves, Pterocliformes, Pteroclidae. The annotation marks the transcript as partial. Gene Ontology annotation, molecular function: phosphatidylcholine intramembrane carrier activity; phosphatidylcholine binding.
AGUACUUCCCUUUCCUGUGUGACUUUUCCUCUCCCCAUUCUGUUUCCACAGCAAUCAGGACUUUAUGAGUAUAAAAUCUUUGGUGGUCUUGCUGACUGUCCCCCAAAACUGUGUGUGGAUGUCUAUAUGGAUUUAGAUUUCCGAAAACAGUGGGAUCAGUAUGUUAAAGAACUGUAUGAGAAGACAUCUGAUGGUGAAAAAGUCAUCUACUGGGAAGUGAAAUACCCUUUUCCUCUCUCAAACAGAGAUUAUGUCUAUAUUCGUGAAUGUCGAGAGAUGGAUGUUGAUGGACGGAAGAUCUGGGUUGUGUUAGCUCAAAGCGUGUCUGUUCCUCAGUGCCCUGAAAAGCCUGGUAUUAUCAGAGUUAAAAGCUAUAAACAAAGUCUGGCAAUUGAAAGUGAUGGCAAGACUGGAUCUAAAGUCUAUAUGUACUAUUUUGAUAAUCCUGGUGGCAUGAUUCCGUCGUGGCUGGUCAAUUGGGCUGCCAAGAGUGGUGUGCCUACUUUCUUGAAGGAUAUGCAGAAAGCUUGCCGUAAUUAUUCUAAGAGCACAUAGGUCAAAGCUGAUCUGAAUUAUUUAAUUCCUAGAGCUCUACACUUACAGGAGUGGCUAUUAUAUAUUACACUGGAUAAAAGCUACCUCU